AUGCUUAUUAAAGAAUACCGAAUUCUACUGCCGCUGACAGUGGAGGAAUACCGGAUAGCUCAGCUUUAUAUGAUCCAGGUGAAAUCGACGUAUUAAAUCAUUUCAUCUUGUAUUGAAGAAAUAUAUCGAUAAUAGAGCAGCUUCAGCUAAAAUUGACCAAAGUGAACCGAAAAAAAACGACAAAUGGUUGGAAAAAAAUCAUUAAGUUUUUAUUUUCAGAAGAAAAGCCGUCUAGACUCGCACGGAAAAGAUAGCGGAGUAGAAAUCAUAAGCAAUAAGCCCUACACAGAUGGACCUGGCGGUACAGGACAGUACACAUUUAAAAUUUAUCACAUCGGAAGCAAAAUACCAGGUUAAUUUAAUUCGUUUAAUUGAAUGAACGCUAGAGCUAGAUAAACGAGCUAUGAAGACUUCUCAAAAGCCUAUACACAUGUUUUUUUAUUCGAAAAUUGACUUAUAAAUUUCUUGUUGUUUUUUUUUUCUGAUUGCCUUUCUGUCAAAAAGCACAAGAAAGAAAAAAAGUCAGAAAAGUCAAAUUUAACUGUAUAACUAACGUUAGUUGAUACUGUAGUAAGAUAUUUUUCGCCUGUCAGAGAAAUUCAUCUUACUCCGGUGGGUUGUUAUGAUCAGGGUAGUCUUGCUCAGUUUUUAAAGCUGUUCGAAGCCCUUUCGCGCUAACUCUUCGUAAUUAUGCUCUUAAUAAUGGCGUGUCCAUUGGAGAAAAGGAAGAUGCUUCAAAACGGAAAAUCGUGUCCAUUGGCGCGCCAAAGUUGCUCCAAAACAGUACUAAAUUUUGUUUUGAAGCAAUUUUCUUGCAUUUCGGAACAAUUUUCGUUUUGUCCGAUGGACACGCCAUAAAUAUAGAGAAAAAGCAAAAAGAAAGUAAUAUAGAAAGUUGAAAAAAUCCAGCAGGCCUAUUUUUCAUUGGGAGUUUUUUUUUUAUCAAUAGAGCGCAUUUCACCAAUUAUAACGCAAUGCGGCCGAACACUUUGCAUAAUUUCAAAUUUUAAAAGCUCGGUUUGAUCUGAAAAACCGUGCGUUUCAUUUCUAGUGACCACUUUAGUAGCGUCAGCACUCUUAAGUGAUCCCUAGAACCGCCCGGAAACGUCCGGAGUAAUACCAAUGUCCGAGGUCAUAGAGAUUAUAAUCUCUAAAUAUAUUUAUGGCGUGUUCAAAAUGGAACAUGUUUCAAAACGCAAAAACAUGUUCAUCGGCGCGUCAAAGUUGCUCCAAAACAGUACUAAAUUUUGUUUUGUCAGAUGAAGAGCAAUUUUUUUGAGUUUUGGAACAAUUUUCGUUCUGUCCGAUGAACACGCCAUUAGAAUCCACCUAAAUUAUUUUGAAAGUGACUCGAUUGUUUUUUGUUAAUAUUUCAAUGACUUUCGUUAUUUUGUUGAAGCUUGGAUACGAACUGUUCUCCCAACAAAUGCCCUCGAAGCACAUGAAGAAGCUUGGAAUGCUUACCCCGUCACUAAAACACGGUUAGUUUUUUUUUUUUCGAGAUGGUAUGAUGUAGAAGUAAACUUGUUGACAGCUGUAAUGAACAUUUUUUUUUUGCAGAUAUUCGACGCCAAUGAUGGACCGGUUCAGCCUGGAGGUCGAAACUUUGUAUUACAACGAUCACGGAAACCAAGACAAUGUCUUCAACCUAAGUGAUCAGGAAUUGAAACAAAGGAUCGUUGAUUACAUGGACUUUGUGAAGGUUUUAUUUCUUUCAUAGUUUAAUCUGAAGAAUAUAUUUUGUAGGAUCCGAUAUCUUCGCACGACUAUUGCUUGGAAGAAGAUCCAAAGCUGUAUCGUAGUCAGAAAACGUCUCGAGGGCCCUUGGGAGACGAUUGGGUUGAUGAGCACGUCAAACUUGGUUUUGAUUCACACAAAAACAUUUUCGGAAUUUCCUCAGGAGUUUUUAGCGACGUUUCACUAUCUCAAACGUUUUGAAAAGGCUUUUAAACGUCUAUAAAGCAUCACGUUCUUUUUUUUUAUUUUUGCGGCGGCUCUCUUGUUCUCAUUGAUCACUGAUAACGGCUCGCCGUGAUCAUUUUAUCAGUUGUAAACUCGCAAAUCACGAACUUUCAUUUGAGUAUUGUGAUAAGGAUAGCAAAAUAGUUUUACAAAAAAAAAACCCCUCCUACGAAAUUCAAUAAUUACUUUCACUGUUUUGAAGGGAAGCCGAUAAUGUGCGCAUAUAAGCUGUGCCGCGUCGAGUUUCGUUACUGGGGCAUGCAGGUGCACUUUCUGCAAAAAAAUGAAUCUCAGCAUGAAUUAUUUAAAGACACGAGCCGAGCGCUGGAUUCACGACUUGGCCUUGAGAAACACAAUGCUCCGAGCCCAUAGACAAGCUUGGGCUUGGCAGGACGAAUGGGUAAAGCCUUUCUUCUUCAGAAUGCGAAACAUGAUAAAGAGAGCAAUGUUACUGUUUGCAUGUGAAUUUAUUUGAGCGUUUUUUUUCCAUGUUAGAUCUAUUUGUCUUGAUAAUCUUUCGAGGCUUCAUUAAACACAGCAACGAGAAGUUUGGAACAGUCACUCAUGAAAGAAGUUUCCUGCGAAUUUUAUAGAAUGAUAAAAUGUUUUCCUUUUUUCAAUUAGUUUAUAACCAGUUUUUAAAAAGGUCGGCUUGACGAUGAACGACAUUCGAAUGCUGGAAGCCGAGGCCGCCUUGCAUCUGAGUGCAGUUAUGGCCAACGAGUUGAGCUCUUUUCGAUAAUUGAUAGAAGAGGAAUUUUGCAGCAAUCAGGAAGAACUGGAAGACGAAUCGGACGGCGGCUCGUCGAACGAAUAUUUCGAUUGUCGCGACUCGCCGCCUCCCCCAACUUCCAAGCCUUCAAUCAUUCGCUGGAGCUCCGAACUUGAGCUUGAGAUUGCAGAUGAAAGUAAUAAAUCUUAACAUUUUGAAUAUGAUUUAUCAGAACUUUAGAAAAAGUGUUUUAAAUUGCGAUUGCACAAUUUGACUGAACUUUUCUGGAGAGAAGUAUUCCAUCUUGUGAUGCGUAGUUUUCUGUAGUCGACUUUAUUUGACACCUUCUCGAUAAGGGGUCUCUUUUUCGAAUUUUUAUUGAAAUUUCAAUUUUUUUGGAGGUGAAAGUUUAAAACGGCAGAAAAGGAAAAGACGAUCAGAUGAGACAAGUCAUUGCAAAAGAUCCUUCAAGAAAACUUUCUAGUCAAGAAAAUCUGUCAGACUCGCCGCCAUUGACCCCUCACAACAUGACGGACGCAGCCUUGCUCAUUCUGGUUUUCCACGGCGAUUUCUCCCCUGAAAACCCGGCCGACUCGAAAACGACUGACACAAAUACUUUCAGGUUUAACCCUUUAUUUAAAUUCAUAAAGGGAGUCAAAAUUAGAGCUGUUCGGGGUCAGUCUGAUUUUUAAAAUAAUAAUAAUUUAUUGACAGAUCAGCGGGAACCCUAGCGAGCUCACUAGGAUAAAAAAAAUUAAAUAGAAUACAAAAUUUAUUAGAAGAUUUUUCACACUGCGUCCAGAAAAAAAUCGAGCUCUACCCAGCUCACGGGUUUUUAAACAUUCCAGAUCAACAAUAGAAACUUGCGUCCAACGGCAUUAUCCGCAACUGCGAGGUCGUCUACACGUUGUGAUGGUUUCAUGUGGUAGCGAACUCAGUCAAAUGGUUACCCAGGUUGAAAAAACGCGCUAUUCAACCUGUUAAGAACAAUCUGUUCUAGCUAAACGUCAUUUCACCAUCUUUCGGGGUUUUGCAUCCAUCUUUGUCCCUGAUGCUCCCGUCUUGUAGCAAACAGUACGGCGAAGUGAGCUUCCGAGAGUGCGCUCCAAUGCGAAUCUGAAAAUUUUACAGGCAAUUGAAGGUACUAUUCGUCGGGCCAAUGACGUCUAUAACGAAUUUUUCGAACUGCAACCGUCUUUCAAUGGAGAGGUAUGUUAGUAAAAUCGAAAAAAUAACACAGAAUAAAUGUAUAUUUAGUUAGUCUAGUUUUCAAGUUUUUUAGUCCGGCUACAAUACUUUCCUACCAUUAGAAAUUGUCUUUUGAAGUUGUCAAAGUCUGAUCAAAGUACUCGAGAAAGUGUGAAAAAAUGGAGAAGAGUUUUUUUUUUUCAAAAACUCAAAUCUGUUCAGCCCGUCCGGUUUGACACACUGUAGGUUCAAAUUGUGCAAACACCGAUCACGAUUUUUAGGCGAUAUCUUCAUUGAAAACGAGUUUUUUUGUACGAAAAAAAGACAGAUUUCAAGAAAAACACAUUUAAAACAUUCCUUGAUACAAAUUGAGUAGAAUGAUAAAGUUUUUGCGAACGUCAGCAUUUUUUAAAAAAAUGUCCUGAAUUCAAAAAUUCGUCUUUAGUUAAAAAAAUAUGCUUUUAUUCAUUUUUCAUUCAUCAGUGUCGAAAAUAGCCGUGUUCGUUUUAUUAAAUAAAAAAAGCGGUCAAAAUGGUCUAGUAUGGCCAGCGGAUAUGCAAACCGGACGGGUCCCUGUAAGUCUGAACUGAUGUGAUCUGAAAAAUUUAUGGAUCCGAUUCAGAAUGCUUGCAGGUUUUCGUUGUUGGAGAUUGUGUAGGCGGCAUAUUUCUGUACGAGGCGAUGACGAAACGCGAACCCAAUCCCGUCGCGUCGCGGAGCCCUUCCGUCAACGUCUGCGGGAAAAUAAUUCGAGAACACACUGAAUCGGUUUACAAGUUUAUCCUUUAAAAGGCUAGAAAAUCUUCUAAUAUCCGUGUUUUGUAAUUUUUAUUUCUGUCCAUACAACAUUUUCAAAGUAUUUGUAUCAAUCGGCUCCUCUCGUGCUUAUUUCUUUUCAGUCAUGUAUUUCCAGAGCCCUUCGGCGUCUCUGGCCGAAACAGAGAUGCCGCCACCGCCGUCGCCUUUACUGGAGAACGGACAUCAAAGGCGUUCGGCCCGAAGUUUGCUCUACCGCAAGAAAAUCUCCAUCGCCUCAGUUGACAGUGUCAAUGUAAGUUUCUUAUUUCCGGGAGAUAUCUUCGAAAAAUCACUAUUUCAUCAUUUUCUUUGGAAUCUGUUUGAUUGUAAAAUAUUGCCAUUUCUAAGAUCAGCUAUUUUUUCAAAAAGUGAUUCUGGAUAGAUUUUCGCAACAGUAAGAAGUUUAAAGAGGGUCUAGAGUGAGAGGAUUUUUCACUCGGAAAAAAGUUUCUUGUGUAACUUUUUUUUCUAUUAGGUUAGAGAACCGGUUUAGCUUCCAAGAAGGUAACAGCUGGAUGUAAAAACCGUUGGAAAUCCAAUUUAAAAAACCUUUUCAGUUGCAGUUGAAGGUGCCAGAGGCCACCGCAAACGUAAGAAACUGUAUUUGCAUGGCAUUUUAUAGACUUGAAAAUUAAAAUUUUUUCAUAGUUCGCUCGAGUUUUCUUCCACUUUUCCAUUAAUUCAGUUGGAUUUCUUCUGGGAAUGAACAGAGAUUUGCAGCUUUCUCAAUCGAGACUGAAUUUCCAACCGAGCACUGCAUUCCUGCUCGGCUGUCCGUUGGGACUGAUGCUCAUGCAAAGAAAGCUUGAAGGACUUGGUAAUUUUGCGGUGUUUGAACCCUUUUUCUAGUCAAUCACGCGCGAAUAUAAAAUGAAAAAUGAGGAAAAUCGACAGUACGCGAAGCUUUUUUUACGCCUACGCUUUAAGACCUGAAAUCCGAAAGUCUACGGUAUUUUUGCCAAAAAAAAAACAAGAUAGCGCGGAAUAGGCUAUAUUCAAAUUUUUUAUGGUUCACUUGGGUAAAACUAUAUCCAGACUACUUGUGAACCAGUUGAGAAGUUUUGAAAUUUGAGUUCCUUGUAAUGCCGUGUUCAAAGUAAUUUCCGCGAAAUGCAAAAUACCCGUUAGAGAAAGGAAAAGAUCACUAAAUUUCGGAGAGUCAGAGAUCAUUUUGCAUUUCGCGGAAAUUACUUUGAACACGGCAUAAAUUCGUCGGUAAAGUCAGGAAGAGUUGUUGUUCAUAUGGAUGAAAGCAUGUAAAAUGAUUUUUCCGAAAUGUACGAAAAAAAAAAAGUUUUUGUCUUUCAAUAUUGCUAAAUUCCGAAAGGAAGCUAAACAAUUUAUGGCUUAAAAUUUUAAUUUGUUCUCAAGCCGCAGAAGUUUGUUCGAGUUGGCCUGAACUAUGGAUUUUCAUUGAAUUUUGCUUGGUUUUCUGUGUUUCUCGAAUGCUGCGAUUUUUUCACGAGUGAUAGCUAUUGUAAUUCGUAAAAUUUGUAGAUUAUUUACUAUUAUCGAAAAAGAAAAUUGCAGAAGUUGAUCCAUUGGAGGCGUGCCAACUGUUCAAUCUCUACUACCCUUUGGACCCGUGCGGGGCUAGAAUCGAACCUGUUCUGAACGCUCAGCUCACCGUCGUACCUCCUUACAAUGUCCCAAAGUUUGAAAUUGCUUAGAGAUCUGAGGAAACUUUGAAUGAAACACAGGUAUCAACGAUAUCCUCUGGGUGACGGAAAACCACUCAAGUUUGAAUCGUUUGUCGACACGACGAAUCUCUGGGGCAGCAAGAGAAUCGACCACCUUCUGUAUUGUCCCAAUGCUAUGGUGGGUUGAUUGAAGAGCAAUCGAAAAUGAAAAAAAAAGCCUGAUAACGGGAGCCGGAUGUGUCGGGGCAUUUCUACAACUUUAGUAGCGUCAACUCUUAAAUGAUCUCUAGAAUUUCGCGUCCGUUACCAAUGUUUAAGAGCUAUCGCCAUGUAUGGACCUGCAGAACCUUGAAAAGUCUUUAGAGGAAUAGAAAAAAAAAGCUGUCAGAAAUGUGUUAUGUACUGUUAUACUUUUUUAUCGCUAGCCGAGGAGAAUAAUUAUUAGUUCAUCAAAAGCAGUACUGUUUUAGAGCAACUCAGGUUCGCAAUUCGAAAAAUGUUCUGUUUUUUAAUGAACGAACCCACAGGAUAUCGUGAACCGGAAAGUUAACCAAUUAUCUUUUGAUUGUUAAAGGUUGCACUACCGUCGACGGCUCUGCCGAACAUUUUGCACGCCUCCUACUGGGAAUCGUCGGACGUGGCCGCAUUCCUUCUGCGGCAGUUCGUCCGGGGCGAAGAGUGCGUCUUGACGACCUUGUCUUCGAGUCUUCAGCACAUCCCUCUUAACAUCGACCUGCCGCCGCUGCACUGGAAACGACGCAGGACGCGGUUCAAGGUUGGUCAGAUUCUGGAGUAGAUUUAAGGCUUUUUCUGAACUCCACUUCAGAUAGCAAAUCUUUCGCCAAACCACCGUGCCAACGACAUUUUGGUCACACCCGGCAUGGAGCUGUCUCUCAACGCUAAGUUCUGCUACGGUCCAAUGGAUUUGGUGGCUUUGACGCGAGAACCCGUCUCCGUCUUCAUCUGUCCUCAGAGGUAUCGUUGCCUUCUUUCUUCACACUCGCUUAGAAUUAUUAAGAGGAGAUUGGUAUGAACACGGCGUUUUCGAGACAGACUCUCAUGGGCGACUCAACGUCUCAUUGGGAAAAUCGUUGCCGUGUGGAGUUCAUUCUGUGAAGGUUCGUGGUUAGAGAGAUAAUGGCUUCCAGCAACAAAAAAGGUUGAAGUAAGAGGGUUGUGAUUUUGGUUCGUGUGACUUUUGAACAUAAUCGGGCAAGUAAAGAACUCACUUUGCUCGUGAGGAGGGGUUAGCUUGCAAGAGUUGACCAAAGAACUGAUUAAAACGGUUUUUAAGCUCAUGGAGACAAUUUUGACAACAAUAAAAAUGAGCUUCAACCUCAAGGAGGUAGUAAUGACUUUAAUUUGAAAAUGGAGGUAGGACUGACAGUCUUUAAAAAUGGUCUGCCCAUAUAUGCCUUUGAAAAAUCUCAGCAAGUAUUUGUAAAUCAAUUAUACUAUAGAUCGUAGUCCAUGGGGACCGCUCCUACCUCGACGCCUUCAUCGCGAUUGUGCCGGCCGACACGAAAUGUGCCGUUUUUUCGGUUGACGGCUCGCUGACGGCGUCAGUCUCCGUCACAGGCAAAGAUCCGCGUGUGCGGCCUGGCGCCGUCGACGUCGUCCGCUACUGGCAUGAACAGGUUUGAACCAGCUCCACUGAAGUCGCGCAAAGAGUGUUCUGCAAAAUAGCCUCACGCUUUCUGCAAAUCAGCGCAGAAGUACCUCGCAAUCGGCAUCAUUUCUGAGUUUUUUUGUACAGACUUACACGAGUUCAGAAUGCAUAACGCUGAUUCUCAGAAGGCAUAUUUUUUUCCAGAAAAAAAAGGCAGCUCAGCGCGGAUACAUCCGUUUAGAGAGCACGGUAAAUUAGGAGAGAAUAGAGUCCUACUCUCCAGAAUCUACAUGAUGUCUGAGGACCUGCGCGCUGGUGCGCCGUUUUUUGCUAACUUAACAAAGCGCAAGUCCUCAUACAUUGUGUAGAACGUGGAGAGAAAGACUCUGUUCUCUCCUAUUUUACCGUUCUUUCUGAAAUGUAUGCGUGCUAGAAUGUUGUUUUCUUUUGAGUUUUGGAAAAAGGCUGGGAUUGGGAUUGCUCUUUGCACGAAUUCAAAAAAAAACCGUUCCAUGAUAUAAGACGAUUUUUUUCUUUGCAUUACAGGGAUACUUAAUCAUCUACCUUACGGCUAGACCCGACAUGCAGCAGCGUGUGGUUUCUUCCUGGCUCGCUCAGGUUUGUACUUUCGUGAAAAAACUAGAUUCGAAGUCAGAUCAGAUUGAAGAAUGGUAGAAAAGGAACUUUAAAAAAAAAAUCUUUUGGAAAAGGUGAAAUAUAGACGAAAAAUCUGGCUUUUUUCAGAUUUCUCUUCCAUUUGUGAGAAUAUAAUUUUUUUUUUGCUUGAUUCCCUUUUUUGAUAAAAAUGAGCCGAAGAAUAAAAUGUGAAGUUGCAUUUUUUUUUUUUGGAUGUUGUAAAUUCUCAAAAAGGCUUGUUUUGUUGAAAACCUUUGCCGUCUCAAUAAAACGGUGAGUAUAAGCAGAUUGACAGUGGCUUCAUUUUAUUUUUGCGAACGUCAAAGUGAACCAAUUUUUAUUGAGAAAAUUUUUCUCCGGCUUCAAACUAUUUGCUUCCUUUUCACUAAAAAAAAAUCUCUCUUUUUUUCGUAAAUAAAAUUUUUCAGCACAAUUUUCCCCAUGCCCUUCUAUUCUUCAAUCCGUCGUUUUCAACCGAACCUCUCAAACAGAAAUCGUUGCACCUGAAGCAUAUAGUUGACCUGGGCGCAAAAAUACACGUUGCAUACGGCAGUAGCAAGGUGAAUUUAAUACCUAUUGCAGCUAAUUUGUCCAUUUUGUAGGAUGUUUCUGUGUACACAUCGGCGGGAGUCGAACCAGACCAUAUAGUCUCGGUGACAGGGUCGCGUCGUCGUCAUUGCAUACACAUUGGUCUCUUUUGAAAGCUUCUCUUUGCAUUUUUAUUGAAUCCAGCUUGAGAAAAAGACGCAAUUUAUCAAGUUCCCUUUUCAGAGAGCUAUUCGGUUCACUUGAGCGAUUUGGCUUCAGGAAAUUGUCCGUUAGGGCUCAGAAUCGAACCCGAGGACUCCAAUUCGCUCGCGAUCCACAGGUGGAGUUUUUUUUUUGAUUGAAAGUGUGCUUUAUACAACAAAAAAAAGACUCCGCAUCAAAUAUGACAUCAGUAAACUCGUGUUAUAACAACAUAUCGCUUUUUUUAAAUUCGAAAAAAAAUUAUUUGUCUUCAUCAACGCCUUAAUCAACUAUUCUUGUAACAAGAACAAAAAAUAGCCAACCUUCAGCUCGUUAUUGGUAGUAUUUUAUUUCUGAUAAGUCACUCGACAAAAAUCGAAUUGUAGAAAUGUACAAAGAACGUCGUCGUUCACACCUCGCGGUGGCAAAUUCGAACCGGAGCGGCGAUAA
Molecule: messenger RNA, 9724 nt
Organism: Caenorhabditis auriculariae
Lineage: Eukaryota; Metazoa; Nematoda; Chromadorea; Rhabditida; Rhabditidae
Source: the annotation of a GenBank genome assembly